CGACCCACCACUCGUUGACCGUCUCCUUCCACCAUCACCUUUCCCCAUGCUGGUGGGGGCCAAUUGAGGUCAACCGACGAAAAUGUCGGCGGUGGAAUCAGUGGUCCGUUUUGGUCCGUACGUGUUGUUUGUCAUCUACAUUCGCUCUCACCGUCCCAGUCGUACGCGUAGUUAACAAACAUGUGAUCCGCCAAAAAUGAGUUGUCACCCCCGCAGCCAUAAGAUGCUUCGCGUUAGGAGGUACCUUCAAAUCUUCCUCAUGACUUCUCUCUGUGUCUGCGCUACCCUGUUUCUAUUCCACAGGAAAACCUUCGCGCUCAAUGACCCAGCACGGGCUCAGGAAGUGGGCUGGCAGGAAAGGGCGCCUAGGUCUUUGUCUGGCGAUUACGACAACAAUCUUGUUGAAGUACUUAGGUCGACAGCUACUCCAGUACCUAGUACUCUAAGCGUCAGGGAUUUGUUUAUUAGCGUGAAGACGACUGUACACUAUCACCAAGCUCGUCUGCCGGUCAUUCUGAAGACAUGGUUCCAACUGGCCAAACAACAGACUUGGUUUUUUACCGACGCAGAUGACGAGGAGUUCCAAAAGAAAACAAAUGGACAUAUGGUUAACACAAACUGUUCAUCGUCUCACAACAGGAAGGCGCUGUGCUGCAAAAUGUCGGUUGAGCUUGACUCCUUCUUGGAGAGUAAUAAAAAAUGGUUUUGCCACUUUGACGAUGACAACUACGUGAACGUCAAUCGUCUUGUACACCUGCUGGGCGACUACAGCCAUCAGGAGGACUGGUACUUAGGCAAGCCGAGCAUAAGGACCCCGUUGGAGAUACUCAAUCGUGAACCGAAGCCUCAAAAAAAGCAACACAUAUCGUUCUGGUUUGCUACUGGGGGUGCUGGUUUCUGUCUCAGCAGGGCAUUAGCUCUGAAAAUGAUGCCGAUCGCAAGUGGUGGCAGGUUUAUGGGCAUUGGAGAGAAAAUUCGUCUCCCUGACGAUGUUACCAUGGGCUAUAUCAUCGAACAUUUGCUUAAGAAACCUUUGACCGUGGUAGAUCAGUUUCAUUCGCAUUUAGAGCCAAUGAAGUUCAUCGCACAGGAUACUUUCCACGAUCAGAUUACAUUCAGCUACUCGAAAUAUAGUAAAGAUGAAAUGAAUGUUGUGAGGAUCGACGGAUUCGAUACCAGGAUAGAUCCAACAAGGUUCCUUUCUCUCCACUGUUAUCUAUUUCCAUAUUUUCAGUUUUGCCCUAGGUAGCGUCUACCUAGUCUUGAUAAAAUGCUCAAUAUGUUUAUAGAAAUGACACUAUAAUUUCUAAGACGAGGAAGUGAGUGUGAAAUUGUGUGUGUGUCUGAGUGCGUGUUUUCAUUGGUUAUUAGUACAUAAAAUUUAUACUAAAUUCGUUAUCGUUGUUUAGAACUUAUAAUUUAAUUUUUUAACGUUAUUUUUAUAAAUGAUAUAGAUGACACUUUGUGAUUAUUGUUUUUAGUCCUGAUUGCUAGCCAUAAAUUAAGAAUGUGAACUAAGUAGAUCAGUAUGAUUUGUAUUAUUAUUAUAUUUUUUUAAGCACAAAUCUCAUUUGUUUUUUGUUAAUAUUGUAUUUCGAAUUUAUAUUUGAGUCAAAUAGAUGAAUUUUUUUUUGUUUAUAUUAUGUACAUAAUACAUUGAUUAUUGUAUAUUUUUGAAUGGCUGUGAUUUUUUGAGUUCGAAACAGUUGAUUACAUAGUUUAUAAAAAUUAAUGUCAAAUUGAAUGAUAUUUUUUACAAUAUUAACUGUGUGGCUACAAUGAAAUGUAUAUAUAUUAUGGAAAUGUUUAUUUACUUGUUCAAAAGAAUCAAACGUCAGCAUUUUAAUGUUACCCUAACCUGAAACUAGAAUUAUAUUAAAUUGUUAAAAAAGUUAGGUUUUUAUGUGGCAAUAAAAAAUCAAAUAUUCUUGUU
Cimex lectularius (bed bug) is the source of this 1933-nucleotide messenger RNA. Its product is annotated as fringe glycosyltransferase. NCBI's taxonomy places the organism in Eukaryota, Metazoa, Arthropoda, Insecta, Hemiptera, Cimicidae. The transcript is spliced from 10 exons. Gene Ontology annotation, cellular component: membrane. Bases 197 to 1249 code for a protein of 350 amino acids. Gene Ontology annotation, molecular function: O-fucosylpeptide 3-beta-N-acetylglucosaminyltransferase activity. The record is from RefSeq and is a predicted model, not a curated record. Gene Ontology annotation, biological process: regulation of Notch signaling pathway.